AUGAGUUUAAAAUAUCAAAAUUACACAUACAAUCAACUCUGGAUAUACCGAACAGAAUAUUUUGGACCGUUCUAUAAUGCCAACUCAGCUCUUUCAUCGCUGGAUACUGUUAAUAUAGGUUGCUUUUUAUCUUCCAAUAAUAAUAGAAGAGUUAGGUCUUAUAAGGGAAGUGUAAUAAAUGUUAAAUUAGAACAAAUUGAAAAUAAUGGAAAUAUGUAA
Molecule: messenger RNA, 219 nt
Organism: Dentiscutata erythropus
Lineage: Eukaryota; Fungi; Glomeromycota; Glomeromycetes; Diversisporales; Gigasporaceae
Source: the annotation of a GenBank genome assembly